Malus domestica (apple) is the source of this 800-nucleotide messenger RNA. RefSeq names its product photosystem I reaction center subunit N, chloroplastic. Gene Ontology annotation, biological process: photosynthesis. Lineage: Eukaryota; Viridiplantae; Streptophyta; Magnoliopsida; Rosales; Rosaceae. Gene Ontology annotation, cellular component: chloroplast photosystem I. The record is from RefSeq and is a predicted model, not a curated record.
GCCAAUAGGAUGUGAGCAACGCAAUCUCACCUUAUCCGCCACGAUCUCACCACAAUCACUCCUUAUCAUACAUCCAGAUUACAUUCUUCUCCUCAAAAACUAUAGAGGAAACUAGGAGAGGAACAAAUGGCAGCGAUGAACUCUAGUGUGUUGGCAUGCAACUAUGCCGUCUCCGGUGCCGGAAUAUCUGAACUUGCAAAAGCAAAGACGACUUGCAUGCCUUCAGUUGAAUCAGCUGCUCAGACCAAAGUAGUUGCAAUCAGGGCCCAACAGCCUAGCACACAAAAUAGUCAAGCAGCUGCUGGAAGAAGGGCUGCGCUGCUUUCCCUGGCGGCCGUUGCUUUCACCGCUGUUUCGUCCAACUCCGCUGCCAAUGCCGGUGUCAUUGAUGAUUACCUCGAAAAAAGCAAAGCCAACAAGGAACUGAAUGACAAGAAGAGGCUGGCAACGAGCGGUGCAAACUUUGCAAGAGCAUUUACUGUUCAAUUUGGAACAUGCAAGUUCCCAGAGAACUUCACUGGCUGCCAAGAUCUCGCCAAGCAAAAGAAAGUACCAUUUCUCUCUGAUGAUCUGAGUUUGGAGUGCGAAGGCAAGGACAAGUACAAGUGUGGUUCCAAUGUUUUCUGGAAAUGGUGAUCACCCAGACAAAAUGGACAACCAACCAUCCGUCCAAAUCUAUUAAUUUUCUCUCAACCUUAAAUCAUACAAUGUACGCAGCAAAUAUGCAAUACUGUAUGUGUCUAUCUAGCUGAAUUUCUUGUUAAUUGAAAAGCUUCGACGAUCCUUCACCUUUGGUUGAA